AGAAAGGUAUUGGUCUGUGUGUCUUUUGAAAGGGGGCAUCUCAACGUCUAAUUGUAUCAAUAUUCUUCAUCCUCAUCACCACCAUCAUAAGGAAAAGAACCAGCACACCUAAGAGGAAGGAACCAAGUAGGCAAGCAUCUCUUGCAAUUCUGAAGGCAAAUGGCAGACACAGAUUGUGAAGGAGUUGCAAUGGAUGCCGCUCUCAAAGAUGCGGCCAGUCAAAGAACCGCUCUCUUCUCCCCACAGCUAAAAGCCAUGAUCAGAAUAAAAAAGAAAUACUUGAGGAGACCUAAAACUGAGCGAGGCUCUAAUUCUGGCAGAUUAGGCCAUUCCAUUGGCUCAGAUAAUGUCAUCUCUGAUGGGACUUUACAUAAUAAGAACCCUCAAACCAAAAGGUUAAAACGACGGAAUACCCGUGUGCUGUUCCCAAAUGAUACACUGAUGUUCAAGCCAAAGAAAGAAAGCAACAGAGCAAAACCAUUCCUAAUUCUCUUCAGUGUGAUUGUUUUUCUCCAGGUCUACAACGCCAUUGAGAAUCUCGACGACCAUGUUUUGAAGUACGAUCUUGAGGGUUUAGAGAGGAUGUUACACAGAGAGAUGUUUGGUCAGCGUGAAGCACUAGAUAAGCUAAUGGAUCAUCUGAACGAUUACUUAUCCACCUACGCCCACCAGCAACCCCUCGCCCUGUCUUUACACGGGGCUUCUGGCGUAGGGAAGAGCCAUCUUGGCCGCCUGCUGGCACGACACUUUCGUUCGAUGGUAGAUGACAAGCUAGUGGUGCAGUAUUUCACCAAACACCAUUGCCCCCUACAGCAAGAAGCUCAGCAAUGCGCAUCUGAACUCGCUAAACGUAUAGUUGACUUAGUGACUCGCGCUGAGGAAGAGGAACAGAUUCCGUUCUUCAUCCUGGAUGGUGUGGAACUAAUGCAGCCUCCAUUGUUAGAUGUUUUGCAGACAUUUCUUGAGUCUGAUCAGACAAAUGAGUUUCUUAAUGUGGUUUACAUUUUCCUAAGCAGUCUAGGUCAAAGUGAGAUAACAGCUCACAUUCUUCAAAAUGCCUCCACCACUGGAGCCAAGAAACCGCUGCGGAACGCCUUGUCCCUCAUCCAUCCUCUGUGGAUGCAAUCUGCCGUCGAGCUUAUCCCGCUUUCUCUACUUGAGCGGGAACAUGUGAUACAAUGCUUUCUAGAGGAAAUGACACUCGAGGGAUUCUAUCCCGACCAAACUCACGUAGAAAGACUGGCGGAUGAACUGGCCUAUCACAGGGCAGCUGGCAGGCAAUAUGCAAAGACUGGCUGCAAACAAGUAGUGGGAAAAGUUAACCUGCUUUGACAGAAACAUCCAUAAACAGAAUUUAAAUCAGGAGUUUGUGCCAACGGAUAAUAAAGCAGCAAACUGUAUGUUUAGCUGGAAAGAUUGUUCUUGUGAAUAAA
Xyrauchen texanus (razorback sucker) is the source of this 1433-nucleotide messenger RNA. It is a transcript of the gene tor4ab, whose product is annotated as torsin family 4, member Ab. Gene Ontology annotation, molecular function: ATP binding; ATP hydrolysis activity. The coding region runs from base 160 to 1332 and encodes 390 amino acids. The record is from RefSeq and is a predicted model, not a curated record. Lineage: Eukaryota; Metazoa; Chordata; Actinopteri; Cypriniformes; Catostomidae. The transcript is spliced from 3 exons. Gene Ontology annotation, cellular component: endoplasmic reticulum lumen; nuclear envelope.